This is a messenger RNA of Rubroshorea leprosula, 1307 nucleotides long. The record is from the annotation of a GenBank genome assembly. NCBI's taxonomy places the organism in Eukaryota, Viridiplantae, Streptophyta, Magnoliopsida, Malvales, Dipterocarpaceae.
CACAUAUCUUUCUUUGGGUAACAAAGCAAAGAAGAAACAAUGGCAUCUUACAUUGCUACUGCUUCCUUUGCUUUGUCCACCAUUUUCACAGCACUUGUGUUAUGUCAAUCGCAAGCUCAACUCAACUCUACAUUUUAUGCCACCACUUGCCCCAACGUGUCCAGCAUCGUCCGCACUGUUCUCCAGCAGGCUCUCCAAUCCGACCCCCGAAUUGGUGCCAGCCUCAUUCGCCUCCAUUUCCAUGAUUGCUUUGUCAAUGGAUGUGACGCUUCGCUUUUGCUAGACAACAGUGCGAACAUACAGAGCGAGAAAAAUGCUGCUCCUAACACAAAUUCCACACGAGGUUUUAAUGUUGUUGACAACAUGAAAACUGCUCUUGAAAACUCUUGUCCUGGUGUUGUUUCCUGUGCUGACAUUCUCGCCCUUGCUGCCGAAGCUGCUGUUUCCUUGGCUGGAGGACCUUCAUGGAGUGUGCUACUAGGGAGAAGGGACAGUUUGACCGCGAACCAGGCAGGAGCUAAUACCUCCAUUCCUUCACCUUUUGAAAGCUUGAGCAAUAUCACUGCCAAGUUUACUGCAGUUGGACUAAAUACUAAUGAUCUCGUGGCAUUAUCUGGUGCACAUACCUUUGGAAGGGCACAGUGUCGAUUAUUCAGCAGCAGACUUUACAACUUCAGUGGCACAGGCAACCCUGACCCAACACUAAAUUCAACAUACCUGACUACCCUUCAACAAAUAUGUCCACAAAAUGGGAGUGGAUUCAAUGUUGCAAAUCUUGAUCCUACAACUCCUGACGGAUUCGACAACAAUUACUUCAGCAACCUUCAGAACAACCAAGGCCUGCUACAAUCAGAUCAAGAGCUGUUCUCCACGAGUGGUGCUGCCACCAUCUCCAUUGUCAACACCUUCAGCAGUAACCAGACUGCUUUCUUCCAAAGCUUUGUUCAGUCAAUGAUUAAUAUGGGGAAUAUCAGUCCAUUAACAGGGAGCAGUGGAGAAAUCAGGACAGAUUGUAAGAAGGUUAAUGGCAGUUAAUUAAGGUUUGGAGGCUCAAAUUCUUGAUGCUUGGAAAGUCAAAACUAUAUUGCAAAUAAUUGGAGCCAAUCAUAUUAUAUAAUACACGGUUAAGAUCUGUUUGGAAGUGGUUGGUCAAUGAUGAUUUUUAAUAUGCUUGAUUUAAUUAUAGUUCAUAGAACAAAUAGUGAGAAAGAACAAUGUUUGUGUGUUCUAUAUUUUAUUUUGAUGUAACAAAUUAUUGGUGUAAUUGGAGUUUUCACUAAUUAAGCCCAUAAAAAAAUUUGUGUGCC